Messenger RNA from Papaver somniferum (opium poppy), 1871 nucleotides. RefSeq names its product calmodulin-binding receptor-like cytoplasmic kinase 3. The transcript is spliced from 7 exons. The record is from RefSeq and is a predicted model, not a curated record. Gene Ontology annotation, molecular function: ATP binding; protein kinase activity. Gene Ontology annotation, biological process: protein phosphorylation. NCBI's taxonomy places the organism in Eukaryota, Viridiplantae, Streptophyta, Magnoliopsida, Ranunculales, Papaveraceae. Bases 362 to 1519 code for a protein of 385 amino acids.
UUGUUGUAAGAUUCUCUUCUUCUUCUUCUCCUCUGUUUCAACUAUACUCCAUUCUUAGCUAGCUGGUACAGCCGCCACUAAAUUCCAAAACCCCAUCAAAUCAAUCAUAUCCCACCUAUAACAACCUUUACAGAAAUCGAUUCAAGAUUUCUAAUCAAGACUUUGGCUUGGAUUGAAUCUUGAUUUUGUAACAUCAUUUAUUCUAAGCUGCUGGCAUGAUUUUGAUUAAGGAGGUUUGCCGCUGGGAGAAAAGUUUGAUUGGGAUUAGCAACAGACAAAUCUGUAAUUGAUUAGUCGAAAGAAGAAAAAUUGGGCGAAUGCGAAUUACAAUGGUCUUUGGCAACCACCCAAAACGCUAGGGAUGACAGUAGCUGGGAUUUUCAUUCUGUGUUUCAGUAUGAUUUGUCCAUGCUGGUUUCCAAAAAAGAAGGAUAUAUCUGAAGUUAACCUUGCCGUGGAGCACAGUGCCAAUUCAGCAUCCUCAACGGAAGCAAGUAUUUCUGUUGAAAAUCUCCCAGGCAGUCCAGUUCGUGUGCCAGCCAGCCCAUUUCGGGUGCCACCUAGUCCUUCUAGAUUCUCACAGUCGCCCAGAACGACUGCAGUUGGAUCUGUACAUCUAAAUAUGAGUCAGGUUAUUAAAGCUACUCAAAACUUUUCACCAUCUCUGCUGAUAGGUGAAGGAGGCUUUGGAACUGUCUACAGGGGUCUGUUACAAGAUGGUCAGGUUGUUGCCAUCAAACGUGCAAAGAAGGAAAAUCUUAUCAGUUUACAAGCUGAGUUCAGCAGUGAAGUUGAACUGCUAUCGAAAAUUGAACAUCGAAGUUUAGUUAGGCUACUUGGCUAUGUGGACAAAGGGAAUGAGCGCAUUAUCAUUACAGAGUUUGUUCCUAACGGUACUCUUAGGGAGCAUCUGGAUGGUCAGCGUGGCAAAAUUCUUGAUUUUUAUCAACGUCUAGAAAUAUCCAUAGAUGUGGCUCAUGCACUGGCCUAUCUUCAUCUAUAUGCAGAAAAACAAAUAAUUCAUCGAGACGUAAAGUCGUCCAACAUUUUGCUGACAGAGAAUUUGAGGGCGAAGGUGGCUGAUUUUGGUUUUGCUAGAGCUGGGCCUACUGACGUUGAGAAAACACAUAUAUCAACAAAAGUGAAAGGGACAGCGGGCUACCUCGACCCUGAGUACCUGAGGACCUAUCAACUCACCCCUAAGAGUGAUGUGUUUUCAUUUGGAAUUUUGCUCAUAGAAAUUCUAACUGGGCGUAGACCAGUUGAGAUGAAAAGAGCUUCUGAUGAAAGGAUCACAAUAAGAUGGGCUUUCAAAACCUUCAAUGCUGGAAAAGCUGCGGAGAUGCUGGAUCCUUCAAUGAAAGAAGUUGUACACACUGGGAUUCUGUCAAAAAUGUUUUCUCUAGCUUUCCAAUGUGCAGCACCUACACGGGGAGAUCGUCCAAAUAUGAAAGAAGUUGCAGAGCAGCUGUGGGCAAUCAGGAUGAACUACCUGAAGAGUGUAAAGAGAGGAGAGUGAUGUUUGUACUUUUGAAGUGGCAGGUCUACAUGUGUCUGCGCAUGAUACUGCUUUAUCACGAUAGUUGCACGCAUUCGCCAGACAGCUCUAAUAUGUAACUGUAUCAUGUGUUAUUGUUGUGUCAAGAGUGCCUCGCAAUAGAUGCAAGCUGAUCAUCCAUCACAUUGUAAGUUUGAUAGUCAUAGAAAUAUGGUUACGGUGAAUGUAAAUCUUUUCCUUUUUGUGAGACGACUGGUUGGGAUUGUGCAACUGUCAACUGACUAAUCCAGUUGCUAUAUGACCAAUACAUUCAGAAGAAGAAACACAUGAACUGGAAAACGUAUACUUGAUAAUAUUUGCUCUUUAGCUUUAA